Synchiropus splendidus (mandarinfish) is the source of this 1771-nucleotide messenger RNA. RefSeq names its product protein DPCD-like. The transcript is spliced from 6 exons. Bases 209 to 715 code for a protein of 168 amino acids. Lineage: Eukaryota; Metazoa; Chordata; Actinopteri; Syngnathiformes; Callionymidae. The record is from RefSeq and is a predicted model, not a curated record.
AUCAACAACAACAUGAGUGACGCCAGGACACAAUGAACUUUCGAUUUGACCACCAUUCUGCUGAAUUUGCCUUUGGAAGAUUUGACAUCGGGCACUUCCGAUUCCGGCAGGCAGGAUGAAGAUGUUGACAUCAUUGAAGAUGUCUCCUGUCAAGGAUUAAAAAUAAGGCAAAAGGAAGAUUCACUAUCUGUUCUCUGAUGGAAAAGAAAUGGCAGAAGAAUAUGAUUUGAAAACAGAUGAACUUAUUGUUCGGAAAUGGAGACAUAAGAGUGCGCUCGGGUCGCAAGGUCAAUGGCAGGUGGAAGUUGGAGAUCCUGGUCCGAGCUUGCAGGCUUCUCCAGAAGAGGAGAUCAUAAAGGAGAACUCUUCCAACCCUGUGUUUACCCGUAAAGACACAAAGAACAGUUUUCAAUGGAGAAUCCGGAACCUUCCAUACCCUAAGGAUGUUUUCAGUGUGACAGCAUCAUCAUCAGAGAGAUGCAUCAUCAUCAGAACCUCAAAUAAAAAGUAUUACAAAAAGUUCUCCAUUCCUGAUUUGGAUCGGAAUCAGCUGCCAUUGGAAAGUUCGUCCUUAAACUUCAGUCACGCCAACAACACGUUGAUUGUCAGUUACAAGAAGCCCAAAGAGAUCUUGGGUCUGGAGCAGGAGCUGCUGCGGGAGAUCAAGAAACUGAAGGGGACCGGUGAGGGGGAUGUCGACUGCAAAACUCAGUGAAAUCGAAUAAUGAUGUUCUAGGAAAACCAAUAAAACAAAACAACAGUUUUUUUUUCCAUCAGCUGAAUGAAAAAUAGAGCUUGUUGCUUGUUGUUCACGUGACCCCAGGAAACAUGCCAGGAACUAAAGAAACACUUCAACAGCUAGUAUUUCAAAUUUCGCCACAUGAUCCAUGGAAAACUCGAACCAGCAGCUCUUCUGCUUAGACAAUAUAUUACCGUCUUAUUUCCUGAUGGAGUCCGAUGGGGAAAUUUAUUAUAAUUCUGAGACCAUGUGCUUGACUGUGUAUGUUGAAAUAAAGUAAUUGUGUAUUCAUAAUGACACUGAUUAAGUGAUCUUCUUUGACCGCUUCAGUGUCUUGGUUUAGAUUCAAACAUCGGGGAGGAAUACAGAUCAUCACAACGAAUGAAUCUGCAAAUGAAUCUAUAAAGUAGUCAUUUAUACUCCACUCUUCUAAUCUUCACUCUCAUACAUAAAAAGGGAGGUUUGAACAGUAAGUUCAGUGUCUUACAAGCAUCAAAUGGUCAGCCAUGCUUUCAUUUAUUUAUUACUAAUCUUCUGUUUUACCUCGAAACUUUAUUAAAGGCUUGCCGGUAACUGAUUUAACAAGACUAUUUUUCUUCUCUCACAUGUUGUGUCUCUCUCUAGGCUGCAGUUUUGACGGGGGUCAUAUAAACUGCCCACCCUCCUUUCACUGAUGGCCUUGUAAAACACUCAAAACACGCAAUGGCCUGCCCCUGUUCGUUCCAGGGUCACAGUUACCAGAACAUCCUAUUCGUGUUAAACUGAAUACCUUCAUGUUCUUUGCAUGUAGCAGGGCCACCCUGAAAGCUGCUAACUGGCAUUCUGUUCCAAUGUAAUGGACAAAGGUCUAAAAAAUAAAAAAAUAAAAAAGUACAUAUAGGUUAGAAGAUUAUGUGACCUCAGUUUAUUCUGCUGAAACUUUAAUAUUUUCUGGCAUUCAUGUGAAUAAUACAACAAGAUGCGCAUUAUCUGAUUAUCUGAAAGACACAAGGUCUGAAAUAACCAUAAUUCUAAAAUACAAAACCUUUUAAA